Molecule: messenger RNA, 5221 nt
Organism: Gambusia affinis (western mosquitofish)
Lineage: Eukaryota; Metazoa; Chordata; Actinopteri; Cyprinodontiformes; Poeciliidae
Product: regulator of microtubule dynamics protein 2
Exons: 12
Coding region: 273-1481 (402 amino acids)
Cellular component (GO): cytoplasm; spindle microtubule; mitotic spindle pole
Molecular function (GO): microtubule binding
Source: RefSeq, a predicted model, not a curated record
AUUGGACUUAAAUCAGCCGGAGCAAGGUCGGCUCGGUGCUCUGGCUACAGGUCCAAGGUUGCUGCGAUAAUGAAUGUGUAGCAACAUUUCAGGCCACAGUGCAUAUUAAACCAGAACUCAGUGCAGAAACGUGUUCAAAGGAAAGACUUACUGACGAGUGUUCACCUGGAACCUUCUAUUGUGACGCAUAAUUCCACACGGAAGGUUUUGAUCGUUGCACCCGCGAGCUGUCAAGUCAACAGAGCUUGACAGCUCCCAUCGUACCAGUAAGGAUGGCUCAGACAGACAGCAAGGUUCUGGUUUUGGGAGCGCUGGCCGGAGUGGCCGGCAUCAGCCUGGCCGUGGUGUGUUACCACGGCUUAAGAUCCAAGCGCAGAGUCUCCUGGCCGGGCUUCUACCAGAACCGCACCAACGACCCGGGAUCCGGCCUGCUGCUGGUGGACGGCCCUGUUCUGCCCAGGGGUCAGGCCGAGGUGCUGGAGCGCCUGGAGGCCCUGAUCCAGUGUGUGUCUGAGCUGAAGGAAGAGAUGAAGGCACUGAAGACCGCGCUGCCCGCCCUGCCGGACCAAGUCAGGGAGGAGCUGAAGGGCCACAGCGAGGCGCGGCGAGUCAGCGCCCAGCACAGGACGGCGGUGAUGAGGAGGAAAAGAGCAGCGGGCGCCGCCAGCAGCCCAGGCGGACAGAGCUCAGAGGACGCAGAGAGCGAGGGAGGGUACAUGACUGCGCUGACAGACUCCGAGGAUGAAGAGCAAAGCGAUGAAGAGCAAACUCAAGACAAGCUCUCCGUCCUCCUCAACAGAAUCGACCGCUUGCGUCAGGGCGGCGAGUCGGACAAAAGGGAAAGUCUGAGCGUCCUUCUGGAGCAGAGAGACGAGUUUGGGCAGAAGUCAGAGUUUCUGUGGCGGCUAACCCGAGCGUACUGCGACGUUCACGACAUUACCGUCACUCUGGAGGAGAAGAAGACUCAUGCAGAAAACGGGAAAGCGGUUGGUGAAGAGGCCAUUAAAGUGAAUCCCAAAUGUGCUGAAAGUCAUCAGUGGUACGCCAUCAUGUGUGGAAUCAUGGCAGAAUACGACUCGAUACAAAACAAGAUAAAGAACGGUUACAUCUUUAAGGAUCACCUGGAUAAAGCCAUCGAGUUGAAGCCGCAAGACCCUCUAUCCUACUACCUGCUGGGCCGCUGGUGUUACGCUGUUGCUCAGUUGUCGUGGAUUGAGAGGAAAGUUGCUGCAACACUAUUUGGAGAACCUCCAAGCGCCACAAUCGAAGACGCACUGAAGAAUUUUCUGAAGGUUGAAGAGAUUCAUCCUGCGUACUCGAAGCUAAACUAUGUGUUCCUUGCGAAGUGUUAUAAAGCUUUGGGGCAGAGCGAGAAGGCCAGGAAGAUGUGUGAGGCUGCAUCUUCCAUGAACACCGUCUCCAAAGAGGAUGAAGAAGCACAAAAGGAGCUGGAUUUACUCUACCCUUCAGUCAGAGUGUGAAAACGCUAAGGAACCAUUCUGAAGUUAUUUAUAUCUAUAUAUCUAUAUAAAAUAUAUAAAAUAUUCUGGGGGAAACGGUGGAGGUAAAUAUCUGUUUGAUUCACUCUGUGAGUGUAACAAUAUAUAUUUUUAGUUUUCUUAUUUUAACGGUUAAUUCUCUUUUCUAAUCAUGAAAAAGUUCUUAUCGAUCAAUUCUUUUCCUACAUGUUAUAAUCUGAGUUUAUUCAUUUACAUGCUGUGAUUAUGUAUGUGAUCUAUCUUUUAUUUUUUGUACGUUCUCCAGACUUUAUACACAUGGUGAUGCAUUAGCGCCGUUACACUGCAAAAACAAUCUUACCAAGUAUUUCUGGUCUAGUUUCUGGUGCAAAUAUCUUAGUUCACUUUAAAUAAGACAAAACAAACUAACAAGUAACUUUUCAGCAAAAUGAAUAAACUUGUUUUAGCUCCUAUAUCCAUAUUUAUAACAUGGGAAAAAUGCUUUAUUAUAAGUGAAAUAAUCUGUCAGUGGAACAGAACUGGGUUGCUAGGCGACGGGCUGGGCGUGGCUGCCGUUGCUAGGUAACGAUUGUGAAAGAAGUGAAAUAAUCUGCCAGUGGAACUAGAACUUUUUCAUCAAUAUUGAGGAAUUAUUGACGGAAAACAAAGUCCUAUAUCUCACUGAAAGGUUACUUGUUGGUUAGUUUUGUCUCAUUUUAAGUGAACUAAGAUAUUUACACUAAAACUAGACAAAAUACCUGGUAUUAAAUGUUGUGCUUUUGCAGUGCGAGGCUCUGCUGCGAAAGAUCAUUUCAUGAAUUCAUCUUCAUUUCCACCUGCGCUAAGAAACGGGUCAUAUUUCAAAUUAAAACUUUUACCUGGAAACAAAACUGAACCUGAAAGAUCCUUCUUCACUGUAAAAAGUCAUUCGUAGCAGAAUCUCAGCAGUUUUCCCAACAGCUUUCAUUUUGUUGCACCAGAUGAAUCAUUCAACUCUGCUUCUCACUUUGGAAAACUCACUGUAGCGUUACCAAACAUUUUCUGAUGGUUUUAUUCAGAAGCAGUGAAUGUUCUGCUGGAUUGUGUGAGGGAUUAGGCAGUGGGAUUAGAUUAUCACACUAAAUCAGGUAUUCAUUUAAAGAUCAGAAGAUUAUUUGAAACAACAGUAGAGAUGGUGGAACAGCUGAAAUUGACUUUCUUUUAAGAGAUGGAAAAGUUUGACAGUGUACAUAAAACCACCAUUAUGGAUGGAAAUAUAGAGAUUCAGAAAACUCAAAAAGUGUUGGAUUAAUUUCAGACAUUUUCUAGGAAAAAUGUGGAAACUUUUUCCAAAGAAAACAAUUUCCAAAAGUCAAAAAUUUGCUAGAAAAAUAUGUGAAAUUUUGAUAUUAAUUUGAGAUAUUUUCAAGAAAAAUAUUGGACAUUUUUCAUUUCCAAAAGCUGAAAAUUUGCAAGAAAAAAAACUUUAAACUUUUUAGAUUUUCUUGAAAAAAACUUGGAAAUUUCUAAUUUUCAGACACCGAAUGUUUUUGGAAAAAAAUCUGAAAAACUUUGUGGGUUUCAAAGGUCAAAAAUCUGCUCUAAACAUCUCAGAAAGUUUAAAUUUAGAAAUGUCGGAUCUCCAGAAGUUGAACAUUUUAUUGAAAAUAAACAGAAAUUCUGAGAUAAAACUUGGAAGUUUCAAAAGUCUGAAAUUUCCAGUUUUAUCUCACCUGAAACUUUCGUUCUGAAUCCGCACACCUGAGUUCACAUGACUAACGUGAACUCUCCCAUGUUCUCCAGCCGCUCAGAAACUGAAAUGACUUCAUGUUUGUGAGGGAGGCGGCGAGCGGCGGGAAAAAUCCCCCAGGAUCUGUGAGAAAAUACAUCUGUGAAUCAUCCGAACCCUCAUUUACAUAUUUUCUCUUGAAGCAAAAGUAGACGUUUACGGAAAGUGAUUAGGGAAACUGAAAAAAAGAAAACAUUGACUUUAUUCUCAGAAUUCUGACUUUAAUCUUCUGAAAUUAAAGUCAGAAUUCUAAAAGAAUUCUGAGAGAAAAAUCUGAAUUUUGAGAUUUAAACAAUUCACAAAAUAAAGUCAAAAGUUUGAUUUAAAAAAGUAACCAAAUUCUAUAAAUAUUCAGAAUUCUUAGAAAAAAAUAAAAAUUUUGAAAAAAAAUUUAAAAUAAUUUUUUCGAGGCCCUAAACCUCUUCUGUGGAAGUCAGACUUUCUUCUUUUUACUGGGUUUUUUUGUAAAUGUUUUAUGUGAAGAUGAUUUUCUUUACACUACAUUUUAUGUAUGAAGUUGAAAUGAUGCUGGUUGAAGGUCAGAUAAACUGAAGUUUACAGGUAAUGUAAAAAAUAUGUAACAAAAACAUGAAUAUCAGGGUUUCUUUGUUGUGAUAAAGAAAAGUAGUUGUAUCUGUUGGUGUUUUGUUGUUUUUAUUAAUCUGAAUGUGUUUGAGAGACCAUUACUGUUUGAUUGGUCAUUCCUGGAAACUUUCUUUAGGUUAAACCUCAGACUGAUUUUAAUCCUGACAUUUUGGCAUCCCUCAUUCAUGACACAGAUUAUUAUUAUGAAUCCUUUUGGUAUUGAAUUAUGCAACUUCAGUGUAACUUGUGUUUAUUUUAAGGCUUUUUAUCCAGAGAUGCCAGCAUGUACGGAGAGCUUUGGGUCAAAUGUGGGACACAAAUCAGGACCAUCGUAGAUAAAAUACGAAACAAAAAAAGGAAGAGCAAAAAAACUCAAAGUUUUACUUUAUUCAGAGUAAAAGUCCAAAUUUUGCCAGAUGCAAAAUCUCAAAUUUUGAAAUUAAACUCAGACAUUUUCUAGAAAAAAUAUGGAGAUUUCAGUUUGAUAAGUCAAAAAUGUGUCAUAAGACUUUUUGAGCUGAGAAAUUUCUGUAACUGUUGAUGGAAAUUUGCUCCUCUUUUUCUCGCUACAAUGACCCAAGAGCGCCGUCAUUCAAACAUUCACAUCCUUUUAAAGCUUCUUUUCUUUACAUGCAUCUUUGUGCUCUUUUUACCAGUUGAAUGUACGUGAAUGAUUUAAAUACUUUCUGGCUGAGAUGAAGCUCAAUGAUUACUGGAAUGUCAUAGUAAAUCUAUAAAUUUCUGAUUGGAGGAAUCGUUUUCCCACCUUGUUUGUUUUUUUCUGUUUUAUUGCUGUUUAUUAAAAAACCGUAACAAGUUUUGUAAUAUCCAGCAUAUAAUUAAAGCGCACAGUAAAAAUGUUUCAUAUUAAACCAAGUUGAUCUUCAUCCAAAGUCAUCAUGGAGUAACAAGUAUGGUCGUGUCGUGCAGAAUUCGCCUCUCUGAACAUUGUGUGCCGGGGCAGCGGGGGGUUUGCUGCUGCGUUAGAUUUGGGUCGGCCUCCCGCUGGUCUAGUCAUGUUUCAUCUGUUUUUCUCUAAAGAGGUGCUUCCCAAAUCAGUGCAGGUGUUUGUUUAAAUGGAAACUUCACCUUUCCUGCUGGUUUUAUAAGCCUCCUGUAAUCAAGCGCUUCGGUCGAGACAGCUGUGGUGUCUGCACAUGCAGGGCCAGAUGUUGCAAACGGGUUCAGGAGCUGCACCAUUAAACAUUUGGGUCUGGUUUUUUUCUCUGCUGCAGCACCAAAUUUUCAUCCAGCGGCCAUAGUUGAUUGAUUGUUUGAGGUGCGUUUGUCACUCACCUGUUUCUGUCACAAUUCACACUGGCUACCUGCAGAAAUGCACAUUAUUAUUCUUUUUGUCAUAUUUUGUGCGAAUGCAUUGUAACACUGUAAAACAAUAAAUUUGCUGACUCAA